Biomphalaria glabrata is the source of this 639-nucleotide messenger RNA. RefSeq names its product histidine-rich glycoprotein-like. The transcript has a single exon. NCBI's taxonomy places the organism in Eukaryota, Metazoa, Mollusca, Gastropoda, Planorbidae. The coding region runs from base 1 to 639 and encodes 212 amino acids. The record is from RefSeq and is a predicted model, not a curated record.
AUGGGGCAAUGUCGCACUGAGCACCAUGGGGCAAUGUCGUUUGGCACUGAGCACCAUGGGGCAAUGUCGUUUGGCACUAAGCACCAUGGAACAAUGUCGUUUGGCACUGAGCACCAUGGAACAAUGUCGUUUGGCACUAAGCACCAUGGAACAAUGUCGUUUGGCACUAAGCACCAUGGAACAAUGUCGUUUGGCACUAAGCACCAUGGGGCAAUGUCGUUUGACACUAAGCACCAUGGGGCAAUGUCGUUUGGCACUAAGCACCAUGGAACAAUGUCGUUUGGCAUUAAGCACCAUGGAACAAUGUCGUUUGGCACUAAGCACCAUGGAACAAUGUCGUUUGGCACUAAGCACCAUGGGGCAAUGUCGUUUGACACUGAGCACCAUGGAACAAUGUCGUUUGGCACUAAGCACCAUGGGGCAAUGUCGUUUGGCACUAAGCACCAUGGAACAAUGUCGUUUGACACUGAGCACCAUGGGGCAAUGUCGUUUGACACUAAGAACCAUGGAACAAUGUCGUUUGGCACUAAGCACCAUGGGGCAAUGUCGUUUGACACUAAGAACCAUGGAACAAUGUCGUUUGGCACUGAGCACCAUGGGGCAAUGUUGUUAGGCACUGAGCGCCAUAGGGCAAUGUAA